Messenger RNA from Bursaphelenchus xylophilus (pine wood nematode), 358 nucleotides. Lineage: Eukaryota; Metazoa; Nematoda; Chromadorea; Rhabditida; Aphelenchoididae. The record is from the annotation of a GenBank genome assembly.
AUGGUAAGUUGAUCAUGCUAUUUUGCUUAUUUUUUAGAGUAACGAUCCACAAGAAACCAGAGACAUCGCUGCCCUCAACGAUCCCAGUCCUGCGGACUCGGAUGGAAAUAUUAAUCUGAAUACACCAACUGAAGAACCGCAAGACCUGCCACACCCCUCAUCUUCGGCGUCGUCCGAACCUCCAAACGAAGAGCCUAAAGAAUUAACGGAAGAAGAGAGAGCCAAGAUGAUGCAGGAGAUGAUGGGAGGUCUCAAGAAUCUGGGAAACAUGUUUCUAAAACCUUUUGGGCUCUCCACCGACAACUUUGAGAUGGUCCCUCAGCCGGGUGGAGGUUACAGCGUUCAGAUGAAAAAAUAA